AAUGCGUAUUUUAUAUAUUUUGGAAAUUGGUGAACGCAAAACUAAAUGUUUUGGUUGUUUAAGUUGUUCUAAUCGCUCUCUUUGUAUUUUCUUUUGUAUUUUACAAAUUAUUGUUGUUGGGUGUUCUUUGUUUCAGCAUUUAUACUCUUGGUCUCGUUUUGGACACGUUUUCAAAUGCAAUUCAAAUAUUACCGCGGAGGCUACUUUUGAUGAAAGACUGUUAGCUUAUGAUAUUGUAAUUUUUGAUUUUGGAUUGAUGAAUAUUGUUUUGAAAAUGAGUAAAUGUGUGGCGAAUUAUUUGGAUGGAGGCUAUUUACGUUUCUUUUGGUGUGUUGAACACACAUCUGCUUUGCUCAUUCUUCUCGCUGUUUUGUGUUUGGAUUUAAAAAAGAUUUGGCUUUACUGGCCAGCUCUUUUUAUGCAAUCCUCUUUUGUAUUAGGCAUGGCUAUUCUAUCAAUGGCUACAACUCCAAAAAUACUUGAAGCAAUAAGCACACGGGUUGAUAGCCAUUUAACAACUUUAUUAAGUAUUUAUGUUUGUGGGGUAUUGCUUAAUUGGAUGUUUACUCUCGUUCUCUGGCAUCACUAUUGGGAUAUGGAAAAAGUGGUUAGAGCUCUAGAGGACAAUUCCGGAACGGAACAGAGAAAUACAAUACAACAAAGACGCAAUAACCAAUCUCUAUAUUAUUGUUAA
Meloidogyne enterolobii is the source of this 694-nucleotide messenger RNA. The record is from the annotation of a GenBank genome assembly. Lineage: Eukaryota; Metazoa; Nematoda; Chromadorea; Rhabditida; Meloidogynidae.